CUAGGAAGCUGGGACUCGUGAAGCGGAAAACAAAAGCUAGGGCUCGGGAGUGGUUCCAGUCUUCCAGAAGAUUAUCGCCAUCACCACUCUCACCCUCUUCUUCUUUGUCUUCCUCUCUCUAGAGGAGGUUCAAAAGAACAUGUCUUCCGAUACUGCAAAGGAAAAUGCAUCUGUAGUUGAUUCAUCAGUGACUGAUUGGAAACAUGAUAUGGGGAAUUUUGAUGAUCCAGAAAGCUCAAGCUACAAAGCAAAUGAGGAUGGCUAUCCAUCUGGGCCCGAAGAACAGCGGCAUUCUCACACUGGAAUGCUAAAUUCAAGUGCAAAUAAAAAGGGUAAAUUGUAUAGUACAAGAUAUUUCAUCAUUAAGAGUUUGAACCAUCAUAAUAUCCAAUUAUCGAUGGAGAAAGGAAUUUGGGCUACUCAAGUCAUGAAUGAACCAAUUUUGGAAGAAGCUUUUCAUAAUUCUGGUAAAGUGAUUCUAAUAUUCAGUGUCAACAUGAGUGGUUUCUUCCAAGGGUAUGCCCAAAUGAUGUCUUCUGUUGGAUGGAGACGGGACAAUGUAUGGAGUCAAGGAAGUGGUGGAAAUAAUCCUUGGGGACGCAGUUUUAAGGUCAAAUGGCUGCGAUUACAUGAUUUGCCUUUCCAAAAAACGCUGCAUCUCAAGAAUCCACUGAAUGACUACAAACCUGUCAAGAUCAGCAGGGACUGCCAGGAGUUAUCUCAAGAAAUUGGAGAAGCUCUUUGUGAGCUCCUUGAUGGAAAGACUGAUGUGGGUGACAAUCUAAGAAAGAAUGACUUUUCUGGUGAUGAUCUUCCUCCAAGAAGGCCUUUUAUGGAGCCUUCAUGUUCUUUACCAGGUGAAGAGUAUAACCUGUCUUCAAUGCAUAUGACAUGGACACCCAUGCUUUAUCCUUCCUUGCUCUACCAACAUAAAGCUGAAGCAAAUAGAUUCCAUUUAGCACACCAGAGAUCGACCGGACCAUUUCUUCCUGAAAAUUUGCCUAUCUCUUCUGGGCCAUCGAAAGUUACAAGGGUGAAACAUCCUCGGAUUAGUGGUAACUUCACUAGUGUACAAGUGGAUCAUGAUAUGUCUUCUGGUUUUGAUGUUUGGAAUAUGUCAGCUGAGAGAAGCCCUCUUGCUAGUACACUGACUGAGGAUGAUAUUCUUGAAAUGUCAUAUGAAGAAUACCUAGAGGCUCAUAGCAGAAGCAACAAAAAGUUAUCCCAACCUGCAGCUGGACCAUUGCGGAAAAUACAGGAAUCAACAAAUAAAGAGCACAGCGAUUCUUACUCCCGUCCUGUUGCCGAUCGGUGCCACUCACGGAAAAGGACUCAUCAUUCAUCCUCCAAAUGACUGCAUUUCAGCAGACCAGGCUUGCUUCGCUGGGGCAAAUUUCGGAGAAGUUACUUUGUUGUGAUCUGUAGAAUCAGGAUUCUUAUUACUUUUGUGUUGUAUAAAUCUUUAUGCUAUGAUUUUUAUGAUUUCAUCACAGAAGAAGAAAACUUGUUUUGGGGUGGGAACCAACUUGUACAGAAAUUGAAUGGGUAACACCGCCCCAACCCGACCCAUCUUUUUCCUUCCUUUUGGACUCUAGGGAUGAGAAGAUAAAACUUCAUAUAAAGUAACGGAGCCAGAGUUAGGCCAUUUGAAUGCCUAGAUAUUGUAUGGGCAUAGAAACCAAUUACAGUUGAUAGAAUAUGAAGAUGUAAAAAUUAUCCA
Molecule: messenger RNA, 1720 nt
Organism: Vitis riparia (riverbank grape)
Lineage: Eukaryota; Viridiplantae; Streptophyta; Magnoliopsida; Vitales; Vitaceae
Product: YTH domain-containing protein 1
Exons: 10
Coding region: 140-1354 (404 amino acids)
Biological process (GO): regulation of mRNA splicing, via spliceosome; mRNA splicing, via spliceosome
Cellular component (GO): nucleoplasm
Molecular function (GO): N6-methyladenosine-containing RNA reader activity; mRNA binding
Source: RefSeq, a predicted model, not a curated record